This is a messenger RNA of Drosophila miranda, 3663 nucleotides long. RefSeq lists its product as uncharacterized. The record is from RefSeq and is a predicted model, not a curated record. The transcript has 2 exons. Bases 339 to 2327 code for a protein of 662 amino acids. NCBI's taxonomy places the organism in Eukaryota, Metazoa, Arthropoda, Insecta, Diptera, Drosophilidae.
AGUCAAACCAUUAAAUUAAUAAAAUAAAACAUAAAAAAAUACUACAAUCAAAGGCCACUAAAGGUAUUAAAUAAAAGCAAUUAAAAACAAACAAAGAGGUGCUGUGCAAAAAGAACAAAAUUUUUCUCUGGAGAACCACAUGGAUAAGAAAAUGGCGGACCAUGUACAGAUGGAAGAAACAAACAUGAAGCCCAGCCCCGAUUCGGACAAACCAACUGUUGCGCAUAGGAAACCAACAGCGUCACGGCCAGCAACAUGUUGAGCCAACGUCAGACCCGCUACAUAUAAAUGUAGCUGAAACCAACAAUCCUAAACAUGUUGCUGAAGACGAAGUAGAGAUGACAUCAGACCUGCUACAUGUAAAUGUAGAGAACAAACAAAAACGGGUUGCUGAAAAUGAAACAAAUAAAGAAAACUAUAUAUCACAAGCCAGUAAUAAAAAUAAAUCGUCCACAAAUAAAAUUAAAGCCAAAAAAAACUUAUUUCAACCACUAACUCAGGCAUCUCCCCCAACAAUGACCAUGAGUAGAUCUUCACCCCUGACGGAGCUAGAAAAUAGCAAUGACUUGGUUAAAAAUUGGCUCAGGGAUAUGCCAAUGACUAGGACCCUCAACACGGCAGUCAUCCCUGCCCCCGUUAUUACCCCCGGUAAAAGAUUGAAUAGGGACAUGGACAGCACUGAUGAGGACAACUCCUCCAUCGGCACACCGAGAAUGGACCUUGAUCUUGACCUUAACACCCCAAAAUUCCAAAGCAUCGCCGCCAAAAAGUUUGCCUCCGAUUUCAAGAAGGUAAAAAAUCACAACUCCACAGAGGCAAACAGGCUAUCAACGUCACCUCCCAAGAAGAAAGGUAAUGACACUGGGGUGUCACACGUCGUCCCUGUGCCAAACGAAAAUGCUCAGCCUUGUCCACUCCCCACAAUGAGUAGGCAUAGCAAAGAUCUCAAUGACAGCGAAAGUAACCAUAUCGAACAGCCAGAGCUCCUUCCAUGGCAGGUAGUGCCAUCGAGCAAGAGGGUGCCUUCUAUUCACAUAGCUGGUGUCAAAGCCAUAGUUCCCCUACUAGAAAAACUCAAUUAUACAGCGGGGGUGGACAGCUUCAAAACGAAAAGCACCCCGGGGAACGGUAUCAGAAUUCAAUGCGUUGAUAUGAACGCCCAUAGGAAAAUAACACAACUCCUCCACGACCAAAAGUUGCUAAUGCAUACGCACCAGCCAAACGGUCAGCGUGGUGCACGCUAUAUUCUGAGACACCUGCACUACUCGACGACGAAUGAGUGGAUUUUUGCUGAAUUAAAAAAAAGGGCCUUCGUCGUCAGAUUCUGCGCCAAUAUGAAGCAUGUAGUUACAGGAAGGCCAAUAAACAUGUUUGAGUUAGAGAUUGAGCAGAAAAGGGAUGGCUCGCAUGACGAAAUACUAAAAAUAAAUGUAUUAGGAGGCCAGUCAGUGGCAUUUGAAAAAAAGCUGCCACCCAGGAAUCCCCUGCAAUGCCACAGGUGCCAGGCCUAUGGUCACACCAAAAAUUAUUGCCGGAACGAGCCCAAAUGCAUGAAGUGUGCCAGAGGCCACCUCUCAACCGAAUGCACGAAGCCCAGACACACCCCAGCCAAGUGCGCAAACUGCGACGGGGAUCACGUCAGCAGCUUUAAGGGUUGUCCAGCCUUUAAAGCGGCCAGAAGCAGGCUCAAGGUCAAUAAAAUGAUCAAUGAGGAUAGACUCACAAAGCAAGCUAUAGGGAGACCCAGCGUAUGGGAGGAGAUAUCCAAACGUCCUCAAACAUUCCGAGUGGCCCCAUUUCCAGCAGGUAGCCAUCGCAGGGAUGUGAGUGGCUGUGACGAGGGCCGAAGUGGACCAGUGAGGGGCUUCACAAACCCUUUCUCUGGCAGAAAUGUCCAACCAAAGCCCAGCCACCAUAGUACCGAAAUCAAGAGAAGGCUUACCAAGAUUAAGAACAGAGAAAAGAGAAAACAAACACCCAGCCAAAAAAAGGAUAAAGUAGGGAAAGGACGGAGAGCUCCUAUAGCCGUGGACAUGAAUCCCAACCCAGCCGCCAGCCAUCUGGAGAAAUUCCAGAAUAGACUGCGAGAAGAGCAGAUUGCACUCUCGCAGUCCUUGAAAACUAUGGCAGUGGGUCCGGCCGAACCGGAAAGCAAGCGAUUUGAAGAAAGGCUGAACAAGAUCGAAGCCAGCAUAAGUGACAUCCUGGCUGCCAUCAGUCAACUAGGCAGUCUAGUGCAGAGCCUUCCCUCCAACGGCAAAGUGAACAAGUCCGUGCCUCUCAGGGCAGACAGAGAUAACAGCAACCAAAUGGAAGAAGACAACUAAAAUGACUUAUGUUAAUAUCACAGACAACAUAGACAACCAGCCAAUACAAACUUAAUUCAUGCACACAAACAACAGCAGCAACAACAACAAUUCCAAUACGUUAAGGGUAGCCUUUUGGAAUGCCUGUGGAAUAAAAAAUAAAAUGAUUGAAUUAGAAACUCAUAUGACAAAUGCGAACAUACACAUAAUGAUGGUCAUCGAAACAAGGGUCAAACAGGAUGCAACUUUAUUACAAAUACCGAACUACCUGACAUAUCACGCUGCCAAUCCAAACAAUCAUAAAAAAGGAGGCGUCGUCACUUAUGUAAAAGACAACAUUAGACAUGCCGCGCUUGAGCCAAUACAGACCGAAUUUCUUCAAAGUGCACCAAUAGUAAUUAUCCCCAACACAAACAAUAGAAAAGACAUGACUGUAGUUGCAUCAACAUAUUGUCCACCCAGCUUCAAUUGGUCAAAAAGUCAUUUUAGAUCGUUACUACAGCAUUUUGACAACAUAAUAGGGGGUACCUCUGGCUUCCUUUGCUGCGGGGACUGGAACGCAAAGCACCCAUGGUGGGGGAACGCCAGAUCCUGCAAAAGAGGCCGUGCCCUAAUGGAAGCCGUCAACUUUGGAGCCAGAUACAAUAUCUUGGCCACAGGAGGUGCCACUCACUACCCAUACGACAGCAGAAAAAGACCCUCGGCCAUUGACUUUGCAGUUUGUGGUGGCUUGACAAGACAUAGGCUGAAAAUCCAUUCAUGUAGCAGUCUGGACUCCGAUCACCUGCCAAUAACCAUCGAAAUGUGUAUAAAUGGGGCCGACACAUUCACCCAAAGUUCUAUAGGCAGACGACUAAUUACAAAGAAGACAAAUAUUAACAGAGUAAAAGAGCACUUGGAACAGACCAUAAACUUAAACACGGAAAUUCACUCGGGACUGGAUAUUGACGACGCAGUAAAUAUACUGACUACAAACAUACAAGACGCGGUAAAACUAGCCACUAAAAAUGUAAACUCCAAUCAAGGACACAGACCUGGGAAUUCAAACAGACAACGAAGGAUGGACAAAGCACGCUACAAACUAGACGAUGAAACUAGAGCUCUUCUGCAAAUAAAAAACGAACUGAACCUCAGAUUUAAAAUAUUCCGCACAGAAGAGGCUAAAAAACUGUACAAGGCCGCCCAGAACACCCUCAGGAAAAAAUUACAAAAAUUAAAAACAAACAACAUUAAUCAGCAAUUUGAAGGUAUAAACACGCAAGACAGAUACAAAAUGGCAAAGCUCUGGAAAGUAACAAAUACAAUCAAGAGACAGCCACAACCAAACUGGCCCAUUUGCACGCAGACGGGGAACUCU